Messenger RNA from Pelodiscus sinensis (Chinese soft-shelled turtle), 5993 nucleotides. NCBI's taxonomy places the organism in Eukaryota, Metazoa, Chordata, Testudines, Trionychidae. The record is from RefSeq and is a predicted model, not a curated record.
AUUGACUAUUUGAUUAAUUAAUAGAUAUUUAGCAGUCCUAGUCUCCGCUAACCCAAGCAUGCUGGGUGCCAUUGCGCCGUAAAUUUGCACUGAGGAUGUGGGAGUUUGCUGGUUAUCAUGGCCUUACUGCACAAGUACUAUCUCCGUCAUCUGAUUUGGGGGGCAUGUUUCAGGUGCACCCCUCCCUGCAGCACCUUGCCACCAAGAAGCUUUCUUUGCAUUUAUCAUCCCAAGGCGUUUUAUGGCAAUGGGCUAAGCCUCACUGCUCCCUUGCAAAGGAGGGAAAUGGUAGUGUGCUAAUUUUACAGAGGGAGAAACAAAAGCACAGAAACAUGAUUCACCAAACUCGAGCAGAAAAUCUGUGAUAGGAGUUGAGAACUGUACCUAUAUGGCCUCAAUCCCAAUCCUGUAGUUUUAGGGUGACCAUAUUUUCUCAAAAGGAGAAUGGGAGAACUUCUGCCCUAGUGCAGGACCAACCCAAACCAACCCUGCAUAUGCGGGACUGCCCUCUGAGUUCCCUGCUACUCCCCUGCAUGGGGCCAGGUUCUUCUUCCCCUGAAGUUCUCCCUCCCCACUGGUGCCUCAAGUCCCUCACCCUGGCCUAUUGCCCACUUGCAUAGGGAACUAUUUGUCUGAGCCCUCAGCCUCCCUCCUGCCUCUGACCCCCACCUCUUUAGUUCCCUUUGACUAUGGGUGUGGAGCUGGUCCUCCAAGCCCGCCCCUUCGUCCUCUCACCUGUGAGUGAGGAUGGUCUGCUUUGUUGGCAAGAGGAGAUGGGACAAAUGCCCACUUUUGUCAAAAAAGUUGGAACGGCCAGGACAGCAAAACCAGGAAAUAUAGUCACUGUUUACAUUUUAAUCCAAAGACUGUGCUUCUUGGUUCUUCAUUUCCAUACUCAUUGCCUUUCACCACACUUAAGACCCAUAAAUAGACAAGAACAUUAGUAUUUCUUCUAUUCCAUUAUUUUACAGUUAACAUUUGCUUAUAUAUUUUUGAGGUUGAUAUAUUGUAAUAGAAAUCUACGAUUUCACUACAGCUUGAUAUUGGUCAUUAUCUGCUAAAUAAUCUACACACUUUUCUUGAUCAUAUUUUGUUUGGUUGAAAUAGGACAUCAAAGUCGGAGUUACAGAUGAAGAGGACAUCUGUUUCUUUUAUUGGCAGCCAAAAACAAAUGAGCUACAUUAGUGGUUUCAAUCCAAGUAGAGUGGGAUCAUUGAGUCGAAGAAGCUUGCUGAUGGCUUCUGAUGGCAAAACUGUAGAUAAGGGGUCUCUCAUAGGUAGCAGGCAUACCAUUCAGAUUUUUGAUGAGCAAGGGAAAGAUGUAACUCCCCAUCCACUCUAUCGUCCAGAACCAAGUGCUUCACUACACAGACAAAGCAAAAUCUUAUCUGCGCAGGAUAUCUCAGGGGCCACUGGAUCUGAUUUUCUGUCUUCCUUGUCCAUCCAUCAGACUUCUGGAGUUAAUGCCAGCUUAGUGGGUCCAUUUUCAAGGACAUAUGGAAGCAGCAGUAUUUCUAAAUCAACCAUAUCUACAACUGACUCUACUACAGAUGAAAUAGUAGAACCUGGUUCUAGACGGGACACAGCUAUUAGCUUAUCUGAAGUACAAGUGAGGCGGGAAGAAAUUAAAGAACAACUGACAAAAGAAGACAUUGAUAAGAGAGUGGAUAUUUACCUCACGGAGACAGAAACAAUGUGGCUCUUCGACAUGCCAACUGUCAUGGUGUCUGUAGAAUCUGAAGAUGCUGAAAAAGUGCAGAAAAGGAACAACGUUUAUAUAGAACUUUGUAAAAAUAGAGUUGGUAAUGAUUGCUUUGUGGAAAGGAUGAUGCAAACUCUUAAUGGAGCACCAAAGACUAAAGAAGUGCAAUGUGACAAAAUCUUCAUGGAGGAUAAAGGCAUAAUGGCCACUUCUUGGGACUUGUAUGAUUCCUUUAACGUCUUGGAAACAACACCUUCAGUAGCAGAAAGAAGUAGCAGACCAACAAGUGUGAGUAGCAGUAAAUCUAACUUGACCAAAGACCGUGAACGAACUAUGUCUACAGCUUCUGCAGGCAGAGAGAGCAUAGCCUCAAGUUCCAUAAUUGAUUUGGAAAGCGUUAUUCUUGACAAAAUCCAUGAAGAAGAGAAAGACCAUUCUGAAGCUAUAUUAAAAUCAGAAAAAUUUCAACAGGAUUUAUUUUUCAUGGAAAGAGUUCUAAUGGAGAAUGUUUUUCAGCCCAAACUUGCAGCUUAUCGGCAACUUCCUGUUCUUAUAGAGCCAGUUCUUAAAUCUGAUGCUGAAAAAGAGGAAGCGGAAAUAGAGGAAACAGAAGCAGAAGAGGAGGAGGAGGAAGAGGCUGAGGAAGAGGAGGAAGAGCAAAAGGAAAUAGUAAUUAGUCCAUCACUUCUGUUAGAUCUAAGUGAAUCACCAGAAGAAACCUUGCCGCCCAGUCUGGAACGACUGUGGUCCUAUACAUGUGAUUGGACUAAUGGGCACAAUGUGAGCAGCAUGGCUUGGAACAAGUUAAACCCAGAUCUUUUGGCUGUUGGUUACGGGCAGUUUGGUUUUACAGAACAGAAGAAAGGUUUGGCUUGCUGCUGGUCACUCAAGAACCCUAUGUGGCCAGAGCGUAUUUAUCAAUGCGAUCAUGGUGUUACUGCAUUGGAUUUCUCUCUGGUCAACCCAAACCUUUUAGCAGUUGGAAUGUACAAUGGCACAGUAGCCAUCUAUAAUGUACAGACUCGUAAUUCCACUGCAAUUUUGGACAGUAGUGAAUCUUUUGAUAAGCAUAUAGGCCCCGUAUGGCAGGUGAAGUGGAUUGAACAGGACAGGGGCACAACGGGAGAUGACAAAGGAGAGAUACUAAUCUCUAUCUCUAUGGAUGGCAGAAUAACCAAGUGGCUUCUACGCAAAGGACUAGGCUGCAUUGAUCUGAUGAAACUGAAGCGAACAGCAAGUGAAAGGAAAAAACUAAUGGGUGAAAAAGAAAAGAAAAGUGAAGCUCUGAUAUCUCGACAGGCACCUGGAAUGUGCUUUGACUUUCAUCCACGGGAUACCAAUAUAUAUCUGGCUGGAACAGAAGAAGGGUAUAUUCACAAAUGUUCUUGUUCAUAUAACGAGCAAUUCCUAGAAACCUACCGAGCACAUAAGGGUCCUGUAUACAAGAUAGCAUGGAAUCCAUUCAGUACUGACAUGUUUUUAAGCUGCUCUGCAGAUUGGAGUAUUAUUUUAUGGAGCCAAGAUUCAGUAAGGCCCAUUUUAACUUUCAGUUCCACCACUAGUGUUGUUCAUGACAUUAUGUGGUCUCCAAAAUCAGCCUUUGUAUUUGCAUCAGUGAAUGAAGACACAGUGGAAAUUUGGGACCUUAGUGUCAGCACAAACACAGACUGCAUUCUAAUAGGGGACAGUGAUGGAACCAUCAGUGUGUAUGAGCUGAGGAACAUGACUGCUUCAGAUAGUAAUAAGGUGGAUGCUUUACAUGACAUAAUUGUCUCUGCUCUAGCCAGUUAACACUAGUUUACUGAUAAUUUUUCUCAAUCAGUAAACAAAGGAAAAGACAAUAAAUAAUUAUGUCCCAUGUGUCUGUAUACCCUGAAGCCUGCCAUUUAAUUAUGCAGAAUAAAAUCACCAUAAAAUGCAAUAUUGUAUUAAAUAAAGGGUAACAAUUUUUCCAUCAUUAAAUGUAUCUGUAUUUCCAUCAUUAAAUGGAAUCAAACUAAAUGUCCUAAAUUUUCCUUUGGAAAUGCCCAUCAUUGUACACACUUUACGAAUAAAUUUACCUUCUAAUAUAUUUUUCUGUAUCAUUGCAUAAUGAAAUAAAUAAAACAGUCCUUCCUUCCCCGUGACUCAAGAGUUCUCAGGCAUCCUGUACCUAAGAAGAGGGCUGUAAACUUGAGCCAUAAUGGUAGAAAAUUAAGUUUGUAACAAAUAACUUGAAACAAAGAAUUUCUCCAAGCAUACUCUUUUCCAGCACUAAGAUUUCACCCUCUGUCUAUGAUCCAUCCCUGAUUUAUCUUCAGAGCACUAAACAUCCCAGACACCUAGUGUAAUGCGUUAACCAUGAGAAUCCCAAAAGUUCUGGCUAAAGGAUAAAGCCCAUUUAUCCAAGAGAUAGGGCUUUCUUUGGGAAUAGCCUCAGACUAUGAAACUGAAGGAACAGUCAGGAACAUCCCUCAGUUCUGCCUUUCUGACAGCAAGGGCCUGAGCCAAAACCUAGUGAAGGUAAAAGAAAGAUACGCACUAGAGUCAAUGGGCUCUUGGUUAGGCCUUAACUUACUAGAAGAAGAAACAAAUCUGGAAGAGAACUAUUUAGAUCACCAUAGUGGGAUUUGAGAUAUUGUCUCAAGUCUGCAUUAGAAGCAGUGAAUUUUUCAUCUCUUGCUCCCAACCUAGUGUUGUCUUGUCUAGGAACACAUCAUAUAGUGAGCAAGCAAUAUCUUUAUCAGAUCCCAUGCCAUCUGCAUUCAAACCACAGCUAACAAUAAAGGCACAGCUCCUUAGGCAAUUACAACUAAACUCCAUCAAGCAGCCAGUAAAAGCUACUAAGGCAGAUACAUAGUACCUCCACAAAUUGUUGCACAGUGAUGAAUGACAGGCCAGAUUUGAACAUGGAUUCCUUGUACAGAGGCACUUUAUACUCUCUGUAGACCACAUUGCUAAUUCUGUUGAAUAAUGAUACUGGAUGAAUAAUGAUAGUGGGGGUCCUUACAUGAGGACAAAUGUAUUAUCCUAGAGGAUUUGGGGAUAUAGGUGGUCCAGAAAAAUGGAUCGUGUCCCCAUGUGACCAAUAAAAAAUUAAUUCCAAGUUCUCGCCCUUUUUUGGCACAGUUAGGAGAGAGCCAUCUCUAGACACAGGAAAAACAAAGUCUUGAAAUGAAAUGCUCUGCCUAUCAAUUGACAAAUGCAGUAUCUGUUCUGACCUUAAAUGUUAUGUUGUGAGACAUAUUUUUUAAAUGUACAGAACAUUUAGUCGGUCUCAUUUGUUUUACAGCGAAUGCUCAAUGUUUAAAUACCACCAAAAUCGUACAUCGUUUAGUGACCCAUUACCAUUCAUUUCCUUUGACAUUAUACACUUUAUGACAAAACUGCUAGCCUGACUCUUGAGAAAAAACAGACUCGCCUAUGUUACUGAGAGGACAACCAUUAAGGUGAAUCAUGUGUUAAUCAUUAUUAAAAAUCUGAGCAAAAAUACAUGACUUCUUUUCGUCAGUGAAGAUAGUUGUUUACUUACCGGUAUUAAUAGUGAAAACGCCCUUUCCAUCACACCCAUAACAUGCAAUAACUCACUCUGAACAAAACAAUUAAAGUUUAAUGUCUUGGUGCUGGGAAACACCUGUGAUUAUAGGAAGUGAUAAAGAUCUACAUGACUGCUCAUGUAGUUUAUUUCUAAAUAAUGAAUUUCUGAACUUAAAGGCCCCAAACCAUAUACAUUUUCUUAAGCAUGCAUUAUUGCAAAAUAAUGCUUUAGGCACCUACAGACAUCAUAGCAAUGCUAUACCAACAAUAAUACAGCUGGACCAUUGCACAGUGUUCAAAUCUCUCUUCAUAGGUCCUAUGCAAAAUAAUAACAAAGCUUCUCAAGCUGCACUCUUUCAAAAAUUCCUUUUUUUUCAGAUGUUGCCAAAAUAAAAAGGAUGAAUACAAUAAUUGUAGCUAUUUUGUCAUUUGUUUUGAUGCAUGUGGAAAUAAUCCAUUUCCACUAUAUUUCCUACUUAAAAUGAAAUUUAAACACCAUAUGUCUACAUGGUCAGAUUUUCAAAACUAGUCAUAUACAACUGUACAUGUAUACAUGGUCACCAUCUAGUUGACUAUAUAAAGGUAGCUUGUAUGCACAAGACAAUUAGGUGCAUGGUAAGGAUGUUGAACUGCAUUUAAUCAGCUGAUUGAGUAGUCGAUGGAAUUUCCAUCAACUACCUGAUUAGUUGAUAAGGGGAGAAACUGCAGAGCUUACAGUGGGGUUAGCUCCCAACACCUAGGGCAGGCCUACACAACUCGGAAAGCGGCGAGGGCC